Messenger RNA from Bradysia coprophila, 685 nucleotides. RefSeq lists its product as uncharacterized. Lineage: Eukaryota; Metazoa; Arthropoda; Insecta; Diptera; Sciaridae. The record is from RefSeq and is a predicted model, not a curated record.
GUGUAGUGUAGGUACUUCAUUGCUUGUAUGUUUAUACUCGCACUAAAUUCGUGAAUUUCAUUCAUCAGCUGAAUGAGUGUUGAAACCUCUCCUCUCCAGCGAUCAAUUUGUUUCAUGACAUUGAGGCGAUAUUGUUGUAAAUUUACUUUCGAAACGUUAAUCAGUUCUCAGUUCAAUUUCGCCAGUGAGUUAAAGAACAAGUUUAAAACGCAAUAAUGAAGGCAAUCAUUUUUUUCAUUUUAUCCGUGCUGCUGAUCUGUGCUAGUUUUGUGCUGGCUGACGAACCGUCAACCUCAACAUCUACAACCACCUUAGCAACUGAAGAUCCAGAUUGGAAGGAGAAGACCCAGAAAGUGUUCGAUCAAACAGUCGAUGGAGCAAAACAAGUGGGUAAUGCUGUAGCUGAGAAAACGAAAUCGGGUUAUGUGGCCACCAAAGAAUACUUUUCAAAUAACACGGUCAGUGAUAUAGCUGAAGAUGUUGCGGACGGAGCGAAAAAUGUUGGAAAAACCAUUGCUGAUGGCGCUGAAAAGGCUUGGAAGGGCAUCAGUGGUUGGUUUUCGUAACCGAAUCGUUCCAUAUUGAAUCAUGUAAUUUAUUCUCUGUAAUUGUAAUUUAUGCGACGAUUCUCUAAACGAUCUGGUUUUUCUUAAAUAAAUUCAAAAGUUUAAUUGAGAAGAAAAAA